Molecule: messenger RNA, 2140 nt
Organism: Hypanus sabinus (Atlantic stingray)
Lineage: Eukaryota; Metazoa; Chordata; Chondrichthyes; Myliobatiformes; Dasyatidae
Exons: 16
Coding region: 71-1978 (635 amino acids)
Biological process (GO): complement activation
Source: RefSeq, a predicted model, not a curated record
GCAGACGAGGUUUGGCAUUUGAGGAACAGGCCGUCCAACACUGGCAGUGCUGACGCCCACCAUCUCAGCUAUGGAACCCCUAACGGUUUUGCUUUUGAUCUCUGCGUGGGUUUCAUUUGCUGAACCAAAGCCUUCUUAUUUGAUUACGGCUCCAAAAGUAAUCCGCAUUGAUGUGAAAGAGUCCAUUACCGUUCAAGUGUUCGAGGCGCAGAGCAAUGUUAAUGCCACUGUGUACUUUAUCAACCAAAACACCCUAAGGUUGUGUUCAGACAAGUACAGAGUGCAGCUGAACCACACAAACAAAUUCACUCAAGAUCUCCUUGUCCAGAUCCUUCCAGAGAAAGUGGAGGAGUGCAAACUACGCAGAAGGAUGUCAUCCAUCGUCAUGGCGGCAGAGAUGCCAGAGCUCUUCCGCAACCGCAGGAUAACUCACCUGAACCUUCGGCCCAAGCCUUACUUCAUCUUUAUCGAAACCAAUAAGCCGAUAUACAGGCUCGGAGAGACAGUCUAUUUCCGAAGUUUUACCUUGGACCACAAUUUGAAGCUGACAGAUUGUGAGGCCAGGCUGAAGAUCUUGAAAGCAGGUGUCUUGUUCAUGGAAGUUGAGAGUCAAAGAGAGGGCUCAGGCCAGGUCUGCAGAGGUGAAAUAAGUAUCAGACCAUCAAUGGUUGGAGACUUUGAAAUUCAGGCUGUUACCGAAGAAUAUGAGGAAUACAACGGUCACAGGAAGUUCCGGUUUAAGGCUGCAGGUGAGAAAGAAAGUCGAAGAAACAACACUGAGGUUAGACCCUACAUCGUCAAUUUGUCAAAGAUGAGACGCUUCUUUAUACCUGGAGCUCCCUUCCGAAUUCAGGCAAUAGUGACAUACCAGGAUUAUUCACCAGUUGCGAAGGCACCUAUUGAGAUUUCUGUAAUGAUCAAGGAGAAGAAAACUAUACAGGCAUCUCAGAGAGGAUUUACAGACAACAUCGGCGAGAUGAGUCUUAUCUUCAAUGUCCCUGAAGAUGCCAGCGAGAUAUAUGUCACGGUAACUGCUGGGACCAAAGCCACUGGCACAGAAGGAAAGAGUGAGAUUGCUAUAAAAUCCCAUCAGAGUAGCCAGGCCUUCCUGUAUAUCGAAGCACCCAACGUUCUACUCUAUCCUGGUGACAGCAUCCAGGUGACUCUGACAGCUCUGGGUCUGACUGAUGGCAGCAAUGUUGAUCACUUUUACUACAUGAUCUUGAACAAAGGGCAUCUGCUACACUAUGACACAGUUGAGAGGUCCACCAACACUUCAUUCCUGGUUAACAUCACACAAGACAUGAUACCGUACUUCCGCAUUGUGGCCUAUUAUUUCGCUGACAUCAAUGGCGUUAGAGAGCUGGUCUCAGACUCAGUGCGUUUGGAGGUGGAGGACCUAUGUGACAUAAAGUUCCAGAUGGUGCCCAGGUUUCUGGAGGAGAAGGACCAGAAAGACCUUCUGCUGUCCGUUUUCACCAACAGUACGGCGAGCAUCCACGUGAAAGCGGUGGAUGGGCAGCUCUCGAGAGCUCACGUGGACCUUAGCACCUACCAGCAGGUGUUCUACAGAAAGGACUUGUAUGACUUUGGCAGCUCCUAUGGCGGGGGCCGAAACACGGCCGAGGUCUUCAAGGAUUCUGGGCUGCGAUUCAUCUCUGAUCUGAUGCCAGAGUCACAAAUGAUGACAGGGCCGGCAACCAUUCCAUGGCAGAGGAGUCCAUUGCAGCCACAGAGAAAUGAUAUUACAGUCACAAGCACAUUUCCUAGACUACAGCCUUUGUUCAAGCAGGCUUGGAUGUGGGAGAUACAAGAAACUAGAGGGACAAACGCAUUUCGAUUAACAUUGGAUAUCAAUUUACCAAAGUUGUGGGAAAUUUCUGCAUUUAGUAUUCUAGAAGAUGGGGAGCUAUGCAUUGCAAAACCGCUGAUGGUUAAGAUAAAUGACGACGGGAACACAGCCCAUCGAAGGGAGUGAAUUCUUUAUCCAAACUGUGGUAGUCAAUUCGGUGCCAUGUCAUCACAACGAUCAUCUGUUUAGUUGCCUAACAGCCCCCUGUGACUUUCAAAUGACAGUGACAUUAAUAUCAAGUUCUUCUUAAAGUGUUGGUGAGUCAGCUGAGUAAAAAAUAAAUAUUCU